GAAAAGCAACCAAAAUAUGACCAUCCUCAACACUGUUUUCAGGUUUCAACUGUGCAUUCUGGCAGUAACUUCAAGAGAGACUGUUCUACACAAACGUCCUUGGACAUAGGGGUCCAGACAGAGGAUGCUCCAGUGUCAAAGAAUACUAUGGCCCAUGAAGUAAAUGUUAUUGUUAAAGUGAUUGGUUCAGAUACUUGCAAUCUGUCCCAGUUAGAUGGUGAUGCCAAGGUCUUGAAAAAUAAAAGUGAAAGUGAACAGCCCUUUGAAAUAAUUAAAAGCCUGCCUGAUAUACGUCCCAAAGGUUCAAAGAUAACUGAGUGUCCAAAGUUUCUGAUUCCCUCCCAGAAGGUUCUUUCAUUAGAGACUGUUGUGCCAAAUCAAGAUUCCCCCUCUAUGAAAGCAUCUGAAGGUAACACAGUAGACUACUUCAAAGAGAAGUCUUUGUCUAGCCACCUUGGAGCACAACGCUCUCAUAUGAAACAAGAUGAGAAGCAGAAUUAUCACAGAAGUGUAGACCAAAGGAAUUGCUUAAAUAAACAAAUUAUGCUCAUGGAUCGUGCCUGCUCCCCUAUUCUUACUGUGAAGGCUGCAAGACAAGUAAAAACAAUGCAGAGUUUAACAAACCACAAAACCAAGGGACAAGAGAAACAGUACUCAAAUGUAUACAACGUGCCAUUGAAAGCUCAUAAAAUGUCCAACCAUGAAAAUAAGGUACAUCACAGUAAAAAUGCAAGAACAGCAUCAACAUCAGUGUCAUCUGUGACCUUUGAAAACCUGAGUGACCUUUGUCCAAAUUUGGGUGGAUCUGAUGACUUCUCAAACAGCAUCUGUCCCUGCACCAAAUGCAUGAACAAAGAGAGAAAUGAAUACUCACAUGAAGUUGAAGAGAGGGUAAGUAAACCCACUAUUAACUGUUCCCCAUCUCAGCCACAAAAAAUGUCCCUCUCCUCUCCAAGCAGCACCAUCGGUGUCCAACUUGCAUCAUUCUCAGAUAACAUUAGACAAUCUAAAAUGGAAAACCUAGAAACACCUCAUUUGUUGAGUCACAGAUCGUCUCAGUAUAUAAUAAAAAGUUGGGAUCAUUCAAAUCAAAGUAUUGUGCAACAGCAGGAAGAUGACGUGUUGUCUCUGGUGCCAAGCGAGUGCAACACAGAUGUUCUGGUCAGCAUCAAUCCUCUGGCAGAGACCAGCAUGCUCAAAGGACAUCAGUGGAUCCCUGAUGAUCUGCCCAUGCACAACAAAUUCACCAACUGGUCUGGCAUCAAUCAUCAGACACCAUCAGCACUUAAAAUACACAGACCAACUAGACAGCACUUCACAAAGCUCAGCCCCAGUUACUGGCAAGAGCCAUCAUGGAAAAUGGACAGGAGAGCACAUGAAAUUGAGAAGCUAAGGAAAGAACGCAAACAGAUUUUAGCCUCUGUACAUAUGGAUCUGAGCCCUCAUCAGCUGACCAUUGAGCUCACAGAGGCCAAGCUGCACUAUGGCCAAGGGGAAACAGACACUCUGCUGAAAUUUCUCAAGUCUGGUUCUAAAGAGGCAUCUUCAGUCUGUAACAAACAGGAGCUCCUUAACAGGCAUAGGAAGAGCAUUGAAAGUUUGAGGAAAGACAGAGAAGCCCGUCUCCAGAUGUGUCGUUGGACUGGGAGCCUCAGUCCCAGUAAGCAUCGGAUCCCUACAAAUUGUGAUGAGCAAUAUCAAAAAGUUUCAGAACUGCAGCAGCUCAGACAAGAGAUUGUUGAAACCAACAGAGUUCCUGAUCCACCAAGAAAGGAGGGUCAGUGUCCAUCUGACAUUGAGCAUCUAUUGCGUGACUACAGUCGAGCCCGUGAGGAGGCAAGAGUAGAGAUUGCACGUGCACGAGACCGACUCCGUGGGAGGGCCGAACAGGAAAAGAGACGCCUACAGCAGCAAGUUCUCUCGCAGGCAGUGAAGGAUGACCUGCAGUUUCGCACACGCAUUAGUAACAGUACUUUAUGUAGUGGUUCGAACCUGAGUCUUUACUCAGGCCCCACGUCAGGGUACAACAGCAGCAAUGCUGCCUUACUGAAAGACAUUACCUCAUCAUUUAUACAGGCAAGGAACAACACACUAAAAAGUUUAACAUGCUUCCAUGUUAUUUUAAUUUAAAAUGCUGUUUUUCAAGCUCUUCACUUCAUUCCUCAGGUAAACGGAGUCUCAGAAUUCAGUGUAAAGACUCGACCUCCAGUGAUCCCGUUGCAGACUUCGAAAGCCCAGCAUA
Molecule: messenger RNA, 2242 nt
Organism: Carassius carassius (crucian carp)
Lineage: Eukaryota; Metazoa; Chordata; Actinopteri; Cypriniformes; Cyprinidae
Product: stAR-related lipid transfer protein 9-like
Exons: 4
Coding region: 148-2130 (660 amino acids)
Source: RefSeq, a predicted model, not a curated record